Molecule: messenger RNA, 618 nt
Organism: Microthlaspi erraticum
Lineage: Eukaryota; Viridiplantae; Streptophyta; Magnoliopsida; Brassicales; Brassicaceae
Source: the annotation of a GenBank genome assembly
AUGAGAUGCAAAGACGACUCCUCCGACGGAGGAAUCUCUCAUGUGCACCACUUGCGCUACGCCUUGGCAUGCGUCAUGUCUCUCCUCCCCUCCCGAGACUCUCGCUUUCACUUUACAGUGGGAGAAGUUGACUGUCUUCCGAUUGCAUCCAACGAUGGAUCAGAUCUUGUCGCAGCCAAGACGCUCGGAGAAAACCUGUCUUGCGUUUUCUGCAUUCAGUUGCCUGAUAGGCCCGUCACGGCACCAUGUAGGCACAAUUUCUGCCUGAAAUGCGUUGGGAUAGCAGCAGCAGAAGCAUCCACCUCUCAAGCUGCUGCUACUGGCAACGAACUCAAGAUAAGAAAAGGGACCUCAAGUAGCAGCAACUUGAGAGGUGAAUGCUUCUUCUGCUGCUACUACUGCUUGUACUUUCUCGAGGAAGAUAUUGCAUUUGUUGGUGGUCUCGGGUGGCAGUGGAGGCUAUUUAUGGUUGAACUGUUUAAGGAUGGUAUAGUCAGCGGCAAGACCAUCAACAAGUGCAAUAUUCUUCCUGGAGAAAGCACAAGCAGCAGCGGCAGCAGAAGCAUCCACCUCUCAAGCUGCUGCUUCUGGCAACGAGCAACAACCUGUGGAAGUUGA